Messenger RNA from Cokeromyces recurvatus, 836 nucleotides. Its product is annotated as ribosomal protein L35A. The coding region runs from base 185 to 508 and encodes 107 amino acids. The transcript is spliced from 3 exons. NCBI's taxonomy places the organism in Eukaryota, Fungi, Mucoromycota, Mucoromycetes, Mucorales, Mucoraceae. The record is from RefSeq and is a predicted model, not a curated record. Gene Ontology annotation, biological process: ribosomal large subunit biogenesis; cytoplasmic translation. Gene Ontology annotation, cellular component: ribosome; cytosolic large ribosomal subunit. Gene Ontology annotation, molecular function: structural constituent of ribosome.
GGUCCGAACAUAGUUUUCGGAGAAAUUUUUCGAUCUUUUUUUGGAUUUUUUUUUUUCAAUUAUGCUGACCUUGAGUGAUUGUGUGAGUAAAGUGUAUAAUGAGAGUGGGGGAAAGGAGGGAGGAUAAUCUAAAGAAGUUUGUAUAGGUUAAUGUAACCCUUCUCUUCAUCAUCUAUAUUUAGACAUGUCUGGAUCCAAUCGUUUGUACAGCAAGGGUCGUGUUUUGGGUUAUGAACGUGCUAAGCGUAACCAAAACCCUAACGUUUCUUUGAUCCAAAUUGAAGGUGUCAAGACUACUAAGGAUGCUCAAUUCUACCUUGGUAAGCGUGUUGCCUACGUUUACCGUGCUCAACGUGAAGUCAAUGGUUCCAAGAUUCGUGUCAUUUGGGGACGUAUCGCUCGUGCUCAUGGUACUAACGGUGUUGUUAAGGCUCGUUUCCGUAAAAACUUGCCUCCUAAGGUCUUUGGUGCCUCCGUUCGUGUUAUGCUUUAUCCUUCCAACAUCUAAACUUUGUUUAGAUAAUUAAUUCAAUGUAUAAUAAAGCAACCACACACAUAUAUAUUUAUAUAUAGCCAUGAAGAAAGGAACUCGUAUCAAUGUUGUAUAAUAGUUAUUACUGUAUAUUAGGAAAUCAGAAAAAAAAAAGGGUCUAAAGAGAGAAGGUUAUAAGCAUGACAUGUAUGUUAAUAUUAAAGAGUGUAAGGAAAUAAGGAACAUAUUUUUUUGAGCAUAAAUUACGCCCAUCAACAAUUUCAAAAAUUACUUUGUAAAAAUAAACACAAAGUAUAUGAAUUAACCGACUAGAUUGUCGAAAAUCAAAGAUAUUACUUUGUCC